This is a messenger RNA of Cucumis melo (muskmelon), 779 nucleotides long. Its product is annotated as heavy metal-associated isoprenylated plant protein 26-like. The transcript is spliced from 2 exons. The record is from RefSeq and is a predicted model, not a curated record. The coding region runs from base 109 to 573 and encodes 154 amino acids. Gene Ontology annotation, molecular function: metal ion binding. Lineage: Eukaryota; Viridiplantae; Streptophyta; Magnoliopsida; Cucurbitales; Cucurbitaceae.
GGAAAAUGGAGAAUUUGGUGGCUUAUUUAAAGAGGAGCGGCCACAUUCAUAAUUUGUCAUUUCCAUUGCAAAGUGGUAAAAAAAGAUCUCCAAAAUAUACAAAGGAAAAUGGGAGUUUUGGAUCAUUUGUCUGAUUAUUUUGAUUGCUCUUCUCAUGGCUCUAAGCACAAGAAACGCAAGCAAUUGCAGACGGUGGAGCUAAAAAUUCGAAUAGACUGCGAAGGAUGUGAGAGGAAAGUGAAGAGAGCGUUGGAAGGAAUGAAGGGAGUGAAGCAAGUGGACGUCGACCGGAAAUCCAACAAAGCCACCGUAGUAGGCUACGUCGAGCCAUCCAAAGUGGUGGCGCGUGUAGCUCACCGCACGGGGAAGAAAGCCGAGCUGUGGCCCUACGUUCCCUACGACGUGGUCGCACAUCCGUACGCGCCGGGAGUCUACGACAAGAAAGCUCCGGCUGGGUACGUGCGAAAAGCGGAUGACCCAAACGUGUACCAACUGGCACGUGCGAGCUCAACUGAAGUUCGUUAUACGACGGCGUUUAGUGACGAAAAUCCCGCGGCUUGUGUUGUCAUGUAACGGUUGUCCCUCACUUUUGUAAAUGCGCUGUAAAAAUAAGGCAUCAUUCAUAAUAAUUUCUUUUUGUCCAUUUUGUUUUGUUUUGUUUUGUUCUGUUCUCUUUUUUUUUUAAAAAGCUUCUUAGUUUAAUUUAAUUUGUAUUAAUUUGGGUGGAUAUUUAUUUUUGGUCUUUGGUCUAAAGUUCAAUUAUUAUUUAUUUUGUGGUA